CAUGGUGAGCGGGGCCGCCGUCCCCACGCGGGGAGGAGCCGCGGGAGCCCGAGAUGCAGUGACCUAUGAGGAUGUGCAUGUGAACUUCACUCUUGAAGAGUGGGCUUUAUUGGAUCCUUCCCAGAAGAGUCUCUACAAAGACGUGAUGCUGGAAACCUACUGGAACCUCACUGCUAUAGGCUACAAACUGGAAGACCACAAUAUUGAAGGACAUUAUCAAAACUCUAGAAGACAUGAAAGGUAA
Messenger RNA from Psammomys obesus (fat sand rat), 244 nucleotides. Its product is annotated as zinc finger protein 120-like. NCBI's taxonomy places the organism in Eukaryota, Metazoa, Chordata, Mammalia, Rodentia, Muridae. Gene Ontology annotation, biological process: regulation of DNA-templated transcription. The coding region runs from base 2 to 244 and encodes 80 amino acids. The transcript has 3 exons. The record is from RefSeq and is a predicted model, not a curated record.